Molecule: messenger RNA, 1044 nt
Organism: Spizellomyces punctatus DAOM BR117
Lineage: Eukaryota; Fungi; Chytridiomycota; Chytridiomycetes; Spizellomycetales; Spizellomycetaceae
Exons: 6
Coding region: 125-991 (288 amino acids)
Biological process (GO): mRNA export from nucleus
Cellular component (GO): nucleus
Molecular function (GO): mRNA binding
Source: RefSeq, a predicted model, not a curated record
AUUGCAAAAGCGCGACGAGCACCUAAUAAAAGGAUUAGACAAGUCUCUACGUUUCUCUGCCCGUCUGUCUGGAGGACAUUAGCAAACACGUUAUUACCCCCGUCAAUCGUAAAGUUACGCAGCCAUGGAUAAAAUGGAUCUGUCCCUAGAUGAGAUCAUUGUCAAACGUCCAGGAAAGGGAUCUCAGCGAGGAGGUCGUAACCAAAGAGGUCGCCGUACGCAACGUGCAGCACCCUAUCAGAGACCAACACGCCCUGGAAAUGCUGAUGGACAAUGGAAACAUGACCUUUUCGAAGGUGGAAGACGAAAGACGGGUGACUUGAGGACUCAAAUUCAGCGUCCAGCUGUGUCCGGGACACUUAGCGACCGCGUACGUGGACUUGUGUCUGACACGAUAGACACACCUCGACGAACCGUGCAACGGAACAAUGCCGGUGGAGUUAUGGUGGAUCGGCUCGGACCUCCGGUUCGCUCAGUAUCCAGUAAGCAAAAUCCCAUUGGAUCAUCCGGAAGUAUUUCAAUCAAAGGCGGUGCUGGUCCAGCCGUCAUUCAAAUUGAGAACUUGCACCCUGCAGCAACACCCGAGGACAUCAAAACAUCCCUGUCUCCAUAUGGAAAGAUUGUGGACUGCACUCUCACGUUCGAUGCUCAAGGGCGAUCAUCUGGCGUGUGUACUGUGACGUUUGAAAGGAGAGAUUCGGCUCAGAAUGCAAUCAACAAGCUAAAUGGGCAAAUUGCAGAUGGUCGAGUGCUAAGGGUAACGGAGCUUCAAUCCAAAUUGACUAUUGCGGGUGCAGCUUCAGUACAAAAGGCCAACAACACUGCGACCAGCACUACCGUGUCGAACGGUGGAACAAUGUACGCAGAUAGGUUAGGACCGGCAGUUCCUGCGAGUGGUAGAAUAGUGCAACGUGGACAGGGUGUGUUGAGUCGUGUCGGUGGAAAAGCCAAGAGUGGGCGAGGUGGUACGACGUUUUCAGUGUCGAUUUGAAAAUACAUACGGAUGUUUACGGUUUUGGUGCGUCUAUUUGACUGGGACUGAAC